This is a messenger RNA of Oppiella nova, 344 nucleotides long. Lineage: Eukaryota; Metazoa; Arthropoda; Arachnida; Sarcoptiformes; Oppiidae. The record is from the annotation of a GenBank genome assembly.
UGAUGAUUAGCUAAUUCUCAGCUAAAACUCAAUCUCAAACAUAAUGUCGAGUAAAGCAUUUUAACUCGUCGUUAAAUACUCAACAUAUUGCAGCCAAAGAAUAAUACACUUAUGGUUUAGUGGAUACCAUAAAACGGUAGCAAAUAACUGACCGCAAAAUCAUAUUGAUGUCAAGCGGUGUGUCUAAUGAGCGAAUGGACACAACUAUGGACUCAAUUGUUAAUGAGAGCCAAAGUCAAUCGCUGGACGCGACGGCACCCUCGGGGUCGACCCAAUGCACGGGUAUAGGCAUGAAGUUCAACGACGCCACUGUCAUCGUGUCGGUCGUCAUACUGGGACUCAUU